UUAGUUGCUUGGUUACUGUUGCGGUAGGCUUGGACCUUCUGUCACUUAGAUUUCUACAUUUAAUGCCUUAAAAUCACAAAUCAUAUAUAUGCAGUAUUCGUAACUGGUAAGGAUGGACGAAGGAACGGAGCUGUCUUCAACAAUUGCGCAAAUUGUCCACAAACUUAGUGGCUCUCAAUUGCACUUUCAGAUGGAGCGACAAGCCAAAGAAUGUUUAAACCAUCCAAGUGUUCAGCUGGAAACCCUCAAAGAAGAUGUAAAGCAAUAUCUCAGGAAAUCAGGUUGGGAAAAAAAGCUGCAGAAUGCUGUUUACCAAGAACUCAACAUGAUUCACACUUCAGGGAACCCAAUAGCACCUCCUGAGCACAUUAAGGAACCCCUCACAUACAUGAGGAAGGCACAAGCUAGUUGGGAAAAGCGAAUUCUUAAAAGUCUAAACAGUAUGUGCACAGAACUCAGCAUUCCUUUAGCCCGAAAGAGGCCUAUAAAUGAACAAAAAGAGCUCCUAACUAAGUGGAAUGAGAUGGGAACUGAUGAGCCUGAUUUAAGUCACUUCAGACCUGUUUAUGCCCCUAAGGAUUUUUUGGAGGUAUUAAUAAAUCUGAGAAAUCCUAAUUUUGACAACAGUGAUCAACCUUCAGCUAGUAGUCACUGGGGAUUAAUUCAGGUCCCAUUAAGAGUUAAAGACCUAUCUGAGCUUAGAGAGUUUUUUUCAGAAUUAAGUUUGGGCUAUGGACAGUUAGGGAUUGAAGAGUCUUCUCAAGUGCCUCAAGACAUAUUUGAAAAUGAACAUGCACGUAUUGGAAGGAAAGUUCUUGCUGAUCAAGACAGUGCUGCUGCAGAACAGUAUAUUCGACAAGGCUCUCCAACAGAAUUACGUGCAGAAUUAUGGGGACUGAUUCUGAAUGUCACCAGUGAACCAGAGGAUAUAAUGUACUAUGAGCAAUUAACAACUAGUGUUGUUCAGCAUGAUCUGUUGGUGGACAACCUAUUCUAUAAGGAUGUGAAGCUGACAGCCAGCAAUGAUGAUUAUUAUUUUGUUUUUGAAGACUUCUUAUAUCAGGUAUUACUUUGCUUUUCUCGGGACACAACAGUAUUGGAACAUUUCAAGUAUAACAGUGCUACUCCCCCAAAAUCCUACAUUAGAGGUAACCUUGGAAUAGAAGAGUUUGCUGUUGUUUACCCACCAAAUGGUGUUAUUCCAUUUCAUGGUUUUUCCAUGUAUGUUGCUCCGCUAUGUUUUCUCUACAACGAACCUCCCAAAUUAUAUAGUGUUUUCCGGGAAAUGUACAUGCGUUACUUCUUCAAGCUACACUCCAUUUCAUCGUCGUCUUCAGGAAUUGUGUCUUUGUGUCUGCAGUUUGAAACCCUCCUUCAGACUCAUCUUCCCCAGCUCUUCUAUCACCUGCAUGAAAUUUCAGCACAACCAUUGCGUAUUGCAUUCAAAUGGAUGGUGCGAGUGUUUUCAGGUUAUCUAGCUACUGAUCAGCUUUUGCUGCUCUGGGACAGAAUACUUGGAUACAAUUCUCUUGAAAUUAUUGCAGUACUAGCAGCUGCUGUGUUUGCUUUCCGAGCAGAGAAUCUGAUGGAGGUGACAUCACUGGCUGCAGCUGAAGCUGUACUUGCUGACCUUUCAACUCUGAAGGUUAUUCCUCUACUUCAGAUCUUCCUGUUUGCAACUGUCACGUAAGAAGCCAUAGAACAACUGAUGCCAUAAAAUAUUUCAUCGGGUGGUCAGAUGGUUUUAUACAUUAUAAGCAUGCAUUCAUUCUGAAAUAUUUAUAUUUACAGUACAGUUAUAUGUGUAGCUAUUUGUCAGUUUUCACAAUAAUGCUGCAUACACAUCAUUUAAUAACUUUGUUGCACAAGAUGCAAUUCCUGCUGCAUUAGGCAAACUUCUGAUAAUGUUAUAUUAAGAGAUGGGUGCAUGAGAUUGCUUGUGAACAGUGCAUGCAUUGAUGUAGACACUCAGGAUAGUUAGAUUAAUACUGUUUUCAAAAUGUAGAGAUCACGUUUUUGCCAAGCAUAUCUUGUCAGCCAAUGAUUGUGUUCACUACAGUGCAAUAAUGUUAUAUAGAAUGUUCAAUUUUCCACAUUCAUUCCCUUUGCAAACAGAAGCCCUAAACUAUGUGAUUUUACACAGUUUUAUCGGUGUCUGGUAUGCAAUCAUGUUUACCCCUUUAAACCAGAAUAACUGAUGUCAGGUUUUCUUUUUUAGGCUCUUAUGUGUGCUUUUAAGUUGCACUCAUAUAAGGAGUAAAUCAUGGCCUUUGUUACUACACAUCUAUUAAAAUACUAGGAAACACUUUGUGAAAUUUAUUGGAUCACUUCAAAGGCGUCAGAAAAGCUGUUGAGGGUGGUAUAUAUUAGAAGAAAUUUUUGAUUGGGAAAAAGUUCUUUAUAAAAGUGUUUAGAAUUGUAAGCUAGAAUUCCAAAGCAAUUUCAAAUAAUGCAACAGAUAAAAUCUCAAGUACAAAUUUCAUAUAAAAUGGUCAUUUAUGUGUUUGUUGUGAGAUGCCUUACAGUCCUGCACAGAAAGUGAAAAAGCAGUGCUAGAUGUUGUCUAGCGUAAUCGAUCUUCCUCCGUCAUUUCUUUAUCUUCAGUUUAAAUAUUAUCAAGCUAAAGGCUAUUUUCCAUGGCCUGAUGGUCUGUUAUGAUAAACACUUUAUAUAAAAGACAGCUGCCAAAGAGAAAUGAUUAUUUGCUUAUACUCCCUGAUAAUAUUUUAAUAAAGAAUAUGUGUCACAGAUUUUUCACUUGACAAAAUACAUUUUGCUUUGUCCAGUACAGGUUUUUUUUUUCCUGGACACAGUUUUAAGUCUUUCUUCAUUGAAACAGGGAAGUUUUCAUUUGCUUUUGAAAAUAAUGUUUUUUUGUAUAACUUAAAGUUAAAUUUUAAUUUUCAGCUAUAUGCAUUGCAAAUUUUUAUAAUUUUAGAUUAGUUCCUUUUUGACACUAAUUUGAAAUUAGUAUCUUUGCUAUAAUCAUUGUUGUUGUUAUUUGGGUGGAAUGGGGAUAUUAAACUACUCUCUGUAACUUUAUAUAUUUUUUAUUGUCAUCUGUAAUUGACAGAAGAAGACAUUGACAUUAAUUUUUUAUUUAGAAAUGGUGUCAUAUUUUAUUUUUGUAAUUAUAUGCAUUCAUGUUCUUGCCAUAAUGUAUCAAUAUAACCUAAAAUAAUGUUUGAUUUUGUAAAUAUAUAUUUAAUUGUUUAACAUGAACCUCUACUGUAUAAAUUCCUUUGCCUUAUGUUGAAAUCAGAAUAUUUCAUUGGCAAUAUAUGUAAGGACCGUUUUGAGCAUUUUUGUUACAACAAUAAUGAAUAGGUUGAGAAAUAUUGUAACUUAAUUCAGUUGUAAAACUCCUCAUGUAAUUAAAAGAACAGUGGAUAA
This is a messenger RNA of Polypterus senegalus (gray bichir), 3393 nucleotides long. RefSeq names its product TBC1 domain family, member 19 (gene tbc1d19). The record is from RefSeq and is a predicted model, not a curated record. Bases 113 to 1690 code for a protein of 525 amino acids. NCBI's taxonomy places the organism in Eukaryota, Metazoa, Chordata, Cladistia, Polypteriformes, Polypteridae. The transcript has 21 exons.